GAUAGUUCAUCUACAAAGAACAGACAAAAUAAUUUGUGCUGAUCAGGGUAUUGUCAAAGUAGGAUCAGUACUAUCUAUCAGUAGGCAUUUUGUAAUAAUGUAAAAAAAAGCAUAAAAGACAAGUUCCUGUGAUUUAAACAAUAAUAUAAAUCAUAAUUAGAUAUUGCAUUUUUCUUUUUUUUUUCUAUAAAGGAUUUAAUUUAAAAUGGCUAGUCAUUUUGGGGAAGUAAUAUUUCCAUCAUCACGAGCAUUUUGGGAUGACGAAGACGAAUAUGAACCAGAUGAGAACUUAGAACAUUGUCCGAAAUUACGUGUUAGCUGGUUAAAAAAUAAGCCAGAACAUAUACAAAAAUUCAUCAUAAUAGAGGGAGAUCCAUUAAUUCCUUUUGUAAAACAAUGUUUAUGUCGUAAUGCAGAAGAAGUAUGCAUCAUUGAAAAUGAAAAUCAAAAGAAAGUUUCUGUCAUUUAUCACAUUGAUAAACAAAUAUAUUUGUGUAUAAUUUUACCACAAUUUAAUACAAAAGAUGCAGGGACAUUUGUAAACCAGAUAUCUGACUUAUUAUUAACCACAGAGAGCACAAUUUCAAUAGUGUGCCGUCAUGUAUCACAGUUUCAGAGUACAGAUGUUCCAGAAAUUCCAUCAUUUUUAAGAAUGUUGGCUACCAAAAAUGCAGAUGUUUCCAAGUAUAAAAUUGAACCAUUAGAACAACCAAAUAUUAUAUUUGGAGUUGGCGCAGGAGUUUUGUCUUAUGCUGAACUUACAGGCAUAUCAGCCAAAUUAUAUGUACUAUAUAUCGACAAUUUUGUACUGGAUUCCAAGUCUGCAGAACCGCUUUUACAAAUUUUAACUAAUGAAAUAGAUUGUAAAUUACAGCUUCCCAAACUUACAGAAAAUUUCUUUAGUAAAGGAAAUCUUUACAUGUAAAA
Formica exsecta is the source of this 927-nucleotide messenger RNA. RefSeq names its product proteasome assembly chaperone 1 (gene PSMG1). Gene Ontology annotation, biological process: proteasome core complex assembly. The transcript has 5 exons. Gene Ontology annotation, cellular component: endoplasmic reticulum. Gene Ontology annotation, molecular function: proteasome binding. Lineage: Eukaryota; Metazoa; Arthropoda; Insecta; Hymenoptera; Formicidae. Bases 206 to 925 code for a protein of 239 amino acids. The record is from RefSeq and is a predicted model, not a curated record.